Messenger RNA from Penicillium vulpinum, 222 nucleotides. RefSeq lists its product as uncharacterized. The transcript has a single exon. The record is from RefSeq and is a predicted model, not a curated record. NCBI's taxonomy places the organism in Eukaryota, Fungi, Ascomycota, Eurotiomycetes, Eurotiales, Aspergillaceae. The coding region runs from base 1 to 222 and encodes 73 amino acids.
AUGCUCGUUAGGGACCAGGUGGAAAUCAAAACCGCUCUAUCUAAUAUCAGAUGGAGUCAGAUGGAGUCAGAUGGAGCUAGCCCUGGAUGGAUAACUCUAGAUGGAUCCAGUUACGCACACAACCCCCGUAUCAGAGAGGCUGGACCGGAGCCCCGAACGGCUGAAACCGCUCCUCGGGCGAACAUCUGUGUUAAGACCGAAUAUCGUAACCCUUCUGAGUAG